Molecule: messenger RNA, 1341 nt
Organism: Fonsecaea erecta
Lineage: Eukaryota; Fungi; Ascomycota; Eurotiomycetes; Chaetothyriales; Herpotrichiellaceae
Exons: 5
Coding region: 1-1341 (446 amino acids)
Biological process (GO): transmembrane transport
Cellular component (GO): fungal-type vacuole membrane
Molecular function (GO): transmembrane transporter activity
Source: RefSeq, a predicted model, not a curated record
AUGUCGGACCCCCGACGUGAUACUUCCAAGACGGAAGUCGAUGCCAUACCCAUUGAUGCUCCUACCAGCAAAGAAUUUGAGUUGGAGGCGACGACCGUUGUUUCCUUGCCACCAACGACCCUCACGGAUGGUGGACUCCGGGCAUGGCUCCAGGUUAUUGGCUGUUUCCUUGUCUUCUUCAAUGUUUGGGGCUUCACCUUUGCAUUCGGCCUCUUCCAGAACUAUUACGAGACGUCCUUCCUUAAAACGAGCUCUCCAUCCGAGAUAUCCUGGAUCGGGACACUUGCAUCGUAUCUGUUGAUCGUUAUUGGCAUCAUCUCUGGGCCGUUGUUUGACCUCGGCCAUUACCGCGUUAUGCUCUUUGGUGGUGCGGCUAUGUCGUGCUUGGGGAUUUUCAUGUUAAGCUUGUCAAGCCAGUACUACCAGAUCAUCUUGACUCAGGGUAUCUGCACGGGUCUUGGCUGUGGCGUUCUUUUUAUCCCAGGAAUGGCACUUGUCAGUCGUUCAUUCAGAGCGCGGAGAGCAAUCGCACUCGGCCUCGUGAGUUGCGGUGCUCCAUUUGGUGGCAUCAUUUAUACCAUUGUUUUCCAGCAGCUGAUCGAUCCCUUGGGUUUUGCUUGGACCGUCAGAGUCAUGGGUUUCAUCAUGCUCGCGUCGUUUCUUCUGGCAUUCCCUCUGUUGCUCUGGGGGGCUACAAAUACUGGUGACAUCAGCUCGGGCACUGCACGAAAACUCUUCGACAGGGCAGCUCUUAAGGAUCUCGGGUUCUGGUGCUAUACCUGGGCAAACUUCUUUUUGUUUACUGGUUAUCUCGUUCCCUUUUUCUAUAUCCCCAGCUACGCACAGCUUGCAUUGGGCACAUCACGGGCUCUAGCGCUUUAUUCGGUUGUGAUUGCACAGGGAUCUUCAGUGAUUGGGCGAAUGAUAGCCUCGACUGUCGCGCUGCAUAUAGGUGUGAUGAUUCCCUGGAUGAUUUGUGGCUUCGUCUCCGCCGUUCUUUGCCUGGUUUGGAUAGGCAUUCACAGCAAAGCUUCUUUCUGCGCGUUUGCCGCUCUCUAUGGCUUCUUCAGCGGCGCUCUCAUUCCACUACCACCUAGCAUAUUCCCCGUUGUCUGCCCUGACCCGAAGGUCUUGGGCGCCCGACUCGGUAUGGCUCAAGCAAUUGGAGCCACCGCUUCCCUUAUUGGCAGUCCGAUCGCUGGAGCCCUGGUUGGCGAUGAUGGACGGCACUAUGUGGGACUGCAACUCUUCAGCGGGCUUGUGAUGAUGGUCGGAACUGUGUUCCAACUGUGCCUUUGGUUCACCUUGGUCAAGAAGAGAGACUGCAAGGUCCUGGUCUAG